Molecule: messenger RNA, 1630 nt
Organism: Bemisia tabaci
Lineage: Eukaryota; Metazoa; Arthropoda; Insecta; Hemiptera; Aleyrodidae
Source: RefSeq, a predicted model, not a curated record
AUGUAUGUUAUCAUACCCUCACAAGUAGGCCAAGCCAGCAAGAAUCUUACGGCGGAUGUCACUGUGGCUGAGAUGGACGGAUUAACCAUCUUGACAAAGCUGAACUGGCCAUCACAAAGGCGACCCAACCAUCAGGUGCUGUCAGCGCGAUUCAACGACAAGGACCUACACCAAUUCAUGACCCAAAUCUGCGUUCAAAAGUAUGUCUGGUCAUCCAUCGAAAGCAAAAGAGGAUUCGCCGAGGAAGGCAUCAAGGAGAAACUCAGUCAAUUGUCUUUACAAAAACAAUUCAAUAUAUUCAAGGAGGCCUACGGGAAAGAAUACAGCUCAUCAGAAGAGGAGAGUAAGAGGUUCGGAAUUUUUAAGGAGAACCUGGUCAAAAUCGACAAUCUCAUGGCCAAUCGGAAAGGAAGUGUCGUUUUCGGAGUCGGCCCAUUCACGGAUUUUACAAGCGAAGAGUUUAGUGCAUUCGUUGGAAUCACACGGCCAAAGCGGAAAUCUAGUAGAAAGAGUACUCAAAAGCCAGAGCGGAAGUUCAGUGGAAACAAAAGUUCGAAACCAGAGAGAAAGUCAAGUAGAGGCAGUAUUUUGAAACCGGAGCGAAAGUCCAGUAGAGAAAACAGUCUGAGACCAGAGAGAAAGUCCAGUAGAGAAAAGAGUCCGAGACCAGAGAGAAAGUCCAGUAGAGAAAAUAGUCCGAGACCAGAGGGGAAGUCCAGUUUCUUCAGAAGUCUGAUGUCAGAUCACCGAAAGUCUGGGCAGAAGGACAGAAGUCUGAAGCCGCGAAUGCUGGAUCCGGAUUCUGGCUCAGAUUCGGAACAUCCAGGUUCCAGAAGACCCGAAAGAAGACGAUCAGCGGACCCAACACCCUCCCGCAAUCGCUCCAACAGGCGCAACUUCCCGAAUUCCCUGCCGCCGGACUGGAGGCCGGCUCCCUUUGGGACUUUGCACUACAUCGGUCCGGAACCAGAAGGAAAUAUGUUGGUGGAUUGGCGCAUUCCCAAUCACCUCUACCCGCCGACUGAAGCUCAAAACCAGUUCGGACGAGAAUGUGGCGCAUGCUGGGCUUUUUCCACAGUUAAUAUGGUUGAGAUGAUGUUGGCAAAGGAACAAAAUAAGGUCGAUAGGCUUUCAGUGCAAGCGAUACUUGACUGUGACGUGAACACCUACGGCUGUGACGGUGGGAGCAUGGUAGCAGCUUUGGAAUACAUGGAGGAACACGGAGUGCCCAUCGCGGAUGUGUACCCCUACACAGCGGAAAAAGGAGACUGCAGGCCCUACACGCCUCACGUGAAGGUAGCAGAUUUUGACCAGGUAGAACCAGAGGACCUCGAGGAACAUUUACAGCUCAGGCCAAUCGCAACGGCUAUGUUCUCAUCUCCAAACCUCCAAGUAAGAAACAUCUCUUAGGCCCUGUCCACACGAGCGUGGUUCGAGGAACUUAUUCGACGAGCUGCUCAGUUCCCGGAACUUUUUCCUUGAAAGGAGGGAUGCUGUCCACACAAGUUCGCCCAAACUGGAACCGGGACUUCAAUAAAACUAUACAAUUAUUGCAAAAUAAUAGAUUAUUACGGCCGCCAAAGUAACAAAAAUAAAUAUCAAGACAUGUGAAGGACGUAAAGAACAAAAA